Molecule: messenger RNA, 474 nt
Organism: Penicillium macrosclerotiorum
Lineage: Eukaryota; Fungi; Ascomycota; Eurotiomycetes; Eurotiales; Aspergillaceae
Product: DUF3602 domain-containing protein
Exons: 4
Coding region: 1-474 (157 amino acids)
Source: RefSeq, a predicted model, not a curated record
AUGGGUGACCAAGAGGAACCAAUGGUCUCCCACGGCCGCGGAGGUACCACCAUCCACCAUCACCACUGUACCACCCUUCCCCCAAAAAGCCAUGCGCUAACCAAAUCUUCCCUCUCUCUCUCACCAGGCCAGGGCAAUAUCGGCAAAGACUCGACCCAAUACAUCGACGGCGAGAUCGUCCGCGAAGGCGUCUACGGCGAUCAGGGUGACGGCGCAUACUCGGCCGGCCGCGGCGGCGUCGGCAACAUCGGCUCGCCGCACGUCCGGCCAACCUCCAAAGUCCCGCACGACGCGGAAAUGAUCCCUGAGCUGGCGGUGCGCGACUCCACCGACGAGACCUACCACACGGGCCGCGGCGGCCAGGGCAACGUACAUCUGGACGAGGCGGCACGCAAGGAGAAGGAGAAGAAGAAAGGACUGGCGCAUGAGGGUUUGGCGGAUAAAUUGAAGAACAAGCUUCUGGGCCGAAAGUAA